AUGCCUUCCGUUUCAUUUGCGUCAGACACUCGCCCGGGGUCUGGACAACAGGUCGAUUCAAACAACGAUAAGUCCGCCCACGGGCCAUCACAUAUUGGCAGGAACAAUAAUUCAGGCAACCCUGUUUCAGGCACGGAUAACGCAACCGAAUCCACACAACUACGCGUGCCGACUACUAUGCCUUCUUUGGCUCGAGGAUUUUCUCUCGUUCCAGAACGGCUUGGGAAGCGUGGUUCGUACAAAAAACAGGGGAACAAAGGUAUGUUUGGAUGUGAAGCUGCCAUGCAACUGUUGGCCUAUCUGGCCGCCCUCCUCACUUUGCCCUUUUCUUUGUUCAUGUGCUUGAAAGUGAUAGCACAAUACGAAAGAGCUGUGGUGUUUCGGCUUGGGCGCCUGGUUUCAGAAAUACCAAAAGGUCCGGGAUUGGUAUUCAUCCUACCUUGUUUAGAUAAUGUGAAAACAAUUGAUCUGCGCACCUUCACUUUCAAUGUGCCAACACAAGAGGUGCUGACCAAGGACUCGGUCACUGUGGCCGUAGAUGCUGUUGUCUAUUACAGGAUCUUUGAUCCUGUAAUGUCGGUUGUAAAUGUGGAGGACGCGAACAGGUCUACUCGUCUACUGGCUCAAACAACUCUACGGAAUGUAUUAGGUACGGUGGAUUUGUACCAGUUGCUCACUGCAAGAGAGCAAAUCGCACACUUGAUGCAAGAUUGUUUGGAUACAGCAACGGAAACAUGGGGUGUCAAAGUGGAGCGGGUUGAUAUCAAGGACGUGCGUCUGCCUAUUCAGUUGCAACGUGCCAUGGCAGCAGAAGCUGAAGCGGCUAGAGAGGCCAAAGCGAAAGUGAUAGCUGCUGAAGGGGAACAACGCGCUUCGGUUGCACUGAAGGCGGCCGCGCUAGAGAUUGGCGAGUGCCCCAUCGCCCUGCAACUUCGCUACUUACAGACGUUAAGUAGUAUUUCAGAUGAAAAGAAUUCCACAAUUAUCUUCCCCUUGCCAAUCGAUUUACUAAGCUUAUUCCAUCAGAAUCUCAGUGGAAAUGGAGGAAGUUCCUCAUCCAGAGUGGGUAGCACCCAAAGUGGUACGCCUCCGGACAAUGAGCCAAGAAUCGGUGGUCCACCGCCUCCACCGCCGAGGGAAGGACAAACUACUGCAUCUCGCCAAUAUGUUGCACCGCAGAAAACGGAAUCAGCAGAGGAGGAUUUGAUAUAA
Opisthorchis viverrini is the source of this 1212-nucleotide messenger RNA. RefSeq lists its product as hypothetical. The record is from RefSeq and is a predicted model, not a curated record. The coding region runs from base 1 to 1212 and encodes 403 amino acids. The transcript has a single exon. NCBI's taxonomy places the organism in Eukaryota, Metazoa, Platyhelminthes, Trematoda, Opisthorchiida, Opisthorchiidae. Gene Ontology annotation, cellular component: plasma membrane.